Messenger RNA from Aedes albopictus (Asian tiger mosquito), 2678 nucleotides. Its product is annotated as nose resistant to fluoxetine protein 6. Bases 387 to 2303 code for a protein of 638 amino acids. The record is from RefSeq and is a predicted model, not a curated record. The transcript has 6 exons. Gene Ontology annotation, molecular function: acyltransferase activity, transferring groups other than amino-acyl groups. NCBI's taxonomy places the organism in Eukaryota, Metazoa, Arthropoda, Insecta, Diptera, Culicidae.
ACCUCUGUUCACUAAAUAUGUGCUCUGUCGAAGCCGCUAAUCGCCUACUAGCUGCAGGCAGGCAUCAGGUAUUUAAUCAGCUAUUGACCAAUUAACAAAAUAGCUUAUCAAAAUUGUUUCAAUAGACUCUUGUCAAUUAGCAAAUGCAGUAGCGCUGAUAAGUCGGCGGUCCUUAUCUUUACACCUAGAGGAAUCAAACCGACUACGGUAACGAUUCAUGCAUGGAGGAGUAAAAUCGUUAUCUGUGUUGUAGAUAGCUAUGUUGGUCUAUUAUAUUGGUGGGUGGUUGCUAAAGUCGAUGACCCACAAAUCUGUGUCUAUCAGACGAUUUUGUCAGUUCGAUUAGAUUGGUCAGUAGGCCAUCCGUCUUCGUGGAAUCAGGUCCUAUGCAAUUGGUGAAGAUGACUGAAAUAGCGAAAUUAAUGUGCAUUGUGCUAAUGAUCGGGCAAUUGGCGGGCGCCGAAAAUGACACGCUUUGCGAUGACCAACUGCAAGCGUUACUGUUCGGAGUGAGCGUGAAUGAAAGCUGGGCCUUGCAGUUAUACGAUUCUUGGGGCAAGUGGCCUUCGGGGCAGUUUUCCGGUAAUCAGUACGACUUUGGCAAUCACGAUCAGUGUCGUGAGUUUGUUCAUGAACAUGCGAAUGUGGGAACGAUUUCAGGGAGGUACUGUAUGGUGGUCGUGCCACAAACUGUGUCGGAAUCUGUAAAACGUGUCUUCAUUGACACAGGAGAGAUCAACGGAGUGGUCGUGGGUAUGUGUUUCCCAAGCUAUUGCAGUGAACAAAGAUUAAAGCAACCUGUGUCUGUUAUUCUGGAAACCGUAUACCAUGUUGAUUCUAAUAGUCUACAGAUUCAAUGUGAAACAGAACCUGAGGUAUCCAGUGCGGUAAAUAUACUAGCAGUAACGAUUUUCUCUAUGAUUCUGGCAUUUGCCGUGGGAAGCACUGCAUACGAUGUAUUCGCAUCAAUGAAGUCGUUCCAACCAAGUCCUGUUUUCACCGCAUUCUCGAUAUAUUCCAAUUGGCCGAAAUUGAUGAAAACGACCACAACGCCUGUUCGUAUCACCGAAAAAUCAAAUGUGAUCGAUUGCAUUCAUGGAAUGCGAGUACUGGCCAUCUUAUGGAUCAUUUUUGGACAUAGCUAUCUACUACUGACGUCUUCGCCAUUGAUCAAUCCGGUCGCCACCCUCGAUUGGAUCGAAUCCUUCCACAGCACUCUCAUCAUUUCCGGUCCCCUUUCCGUGGAUACUUUCUUUCUGCUGAGCGGACUGCUAACCUGCUGGACCCUACUGAAGGAACUUGACCGGAGUCGAUUCUUCAACGUUCCGCUGAUGUAUCUUCAUCGUUAUCUUCGACUCACGCCGGUGUUUGCAGCACUAAUUCUGUUCACAGUGGGGAUUCUGCCUUAUCUUGCUUCAGGUCCGCUGUGGAAUACAUCAUUGCGAUUAUCUGUUGAUCAAUGCAACCGGUACUGGUGGUCGGCCCUGUUGUAUGUGCAGAACUACGUAAAUCCCGAUCAGAUAUGCUUGGGUCAUUCGUGGUACCUUUCCGUAGACAUGCAACUAUUUCUGCUGUCCCCUUUACUGAUCUACCCUUUGUGGAAAUGGGGCAGGAAAGCUCUAGUUUUAGUUAUAUUGCUAAUCGCAGCAUCAAUCGUGUACAUUGCUGCAAUGUUCAUGGUCUACGACUUUCCUGGCAGUGUACUAAUAACCGACAUAAAGCGUGAUAACCUCACAUAUGUACCCACGCAUACACGAAUGGGUGCCUGGCUAGUUGGAGUGAUAACCGGAUACAUUCUUUACCGAACGAAAAAACGUUUCGUUCACUUGCAAAAAUCGCAAGUUGCCAUCGGAUGGAUUUUUUCCCUGGCGGCUCUAGCCGUAUGUAUUGUUGGCGCCCAUUACGUUAACCAGCCCUAUCCCAACGCUCAUGCCCAGAUCUUCGACGCACUGUACGAAUCCUUGAAGCAUGUGCUCUGGGCCGCCGGCGUAGGAUGGAUUAUUUUCGCCUGCACCAAUGGAUACGGGGGACCGGUGAACAGUGUCCUCUCGUUGCCGAUAUGGCAACCGCUGGGGAGACUAUCGUACUGUCUGUACUUGCUGCACUUGCCUAUGCAAACGGUACUGACGGCUUCGACGCGAACCGUUCGGUAUUUCAGCGAUCUCCGAGCCAUUCAUACCUUUUGGGGUGAUUUUUCGCUGACGCUGCUGGCAGCAGUUGGGUGGACCUUGUGCUUCGAAAUUCCGUUCGCCAAUUUGGACAUGCUGAUGUUGGAAAAAGUUAAGAAGACGUCGUCGCGAUAGGAAACCUUUAUCGUAUGGAUGAAGCUGAAUAAAUGUUUGAUGUUUAGCAGGAGUUAGUAUUAUUAUUAAGCUACAGAUAAAUCAAGGCUAAUCCCUAACUAGCUGCAGUUGCAGUUUAACUGAAGGUAAUUUUAUUAGUAAGCUACGGAUAAAUAACUGAACAAUUCUCACAGUGUGGCACGUUUAUAAGAUUUUUUGAAUAAAAAAAUAAUCGAAAUGAUGAAAUUGACUUUAAAGCAAUCAAGGAGUCUAUCCACUUGCGUCUUUUCACCUUUAUCCCCGCCUUUACCUGUUGAAAAGGUGACCCAGCAAACAUUAUUUGACAAAAGAAAUUAUCCUGAAUCGGCAAAUAAUCGGCCGAUUGUGCACCAACGC